GGAAGGGGUUUUUUGCGCGAAUGAAAGGUAUGAGAGAGAGGGUAGAAACUAUGAUUGAGGAGGCAUUCAACAAAAAGGAAUGGAUCAAGAUGGGCCUGCCUCAGAAGAAGAGAAGGCAGGAGGACGAGGUCUUAGGUGUCAUGGAGGCGGAAAAGGAGUCAGAAGUUGAGCUUGGGGCCAGCCUGCCUAAGCGGAAAGAAGUGCGCAUGGACGUACCAGAAGUCGCACUCGAGAUUCCCGAUUUGUUACAACUCAUCAAGGCUAUCAGAUACCACAAAGUAGGAGUGGACUCGGCAACAUUGGCCAAAUUCGAAGGAGAAGUGCAGAAGGGAUAUUGCCAUGAUCAGAGAAGAAGGGACCAUGGAUUGGACGGAGGAGCGAGAAGGGGCGUCCAAACUCUCAAGAACAUACUGACGUCUGAGCAAGUCGCCUUGUCAGCACCCUGUUUUAAUGACGAAGUGGGACGGUCAUUCAUCCAAGAGACGGACGGAGGACCCUUUGCCGUAGGGGUCGUACUGAUUCAAACGGAUGAGGAAGAAAAAGAGAGGCCAAUUAGGUUCGAAAGUAGAACCCUGAACUCCGCAGAACGGCGAUACUCACAGUUCAAGAAGGAGGUCCUAGCCAUUUUGCAUUGCCUCAAGACCUUCCAAGCCUACCUAUUCGGGAGGCGGUUCAUCCUAAGAAUCGACCCAACGAAUGUCGCAGGGGCCUUAAAAAACUACAGGCCUAUAGACCCGACGCUGGGGAGAUGGGUAGGAUUUAUCUGGCAGUUCCUUUACAAGAUCGAUUACAAAGCCGAUGGGCUGAGUCGGGUCAGUACCUCGCCCGAAGGAGUGGAAGACGCAGAGCCCAUAGAUGCGUUUCUUGAUUACGAAGGAGGGACAUUCGCAGUGGAUAAUGAAAUGAUUGGCGAAGGGUGCGCGUCGGGAAAGUUGUUGAUCAAAACCUUGGAAAAAUGGGCUUCUGCCGUAGUAGCAGAACUUAGAGAAGGACCAAUCACCACUCGAGGACGCAAGGAGGAGAGGGAUUCAUGGGGAGCGGUAGUAGGACCGAAAGAGGAAUUGAUGGCAAUAGCAGUUGAGGGAGGCUGGGAAACUGUGAUGACCCUAGUGGAGUCUUGGGAACGAAAAAAAUUGCAGUGGAUGGUAAACCAGAUGAAGGAGGGAAAGGACGAGGAGCAAGAAGGAAGGGAGUUUUUCUAUGCUCGGAUAUACGAAAGGGUUUUCCGGGAGAUCGGAUUGCUGAUGGUAGUAAAUAAACAACCCAUGGAAGUCAUCUUUAGAGAAAGGGAGGAGGCAGAAAGGUACGUCCUAAGGAGCGAUCAUCUGUUCAGAAGGGAGGAAGGUGUUAUGCCUAGAAUAGUUGUGUGCGGGAGAGAUAAGCAGUUGGACGUGAUCCAGGCAAUGAAAGACGGACUAGAAGGAGGACAUCGAUUGUCCAAAGGAACUCUUGCGAAGAUAACGCCGCUCUAUUAUGGGCCAGGCAUGGCAGGUAUGGUCGCCACGGACUGCCAGACCUGCCUAAUCUGCAAGGAACGUAGCUCGGCACGCGUCUUCGAGCCGCUUAGACCAACGCGAGUGCUGGGGCCGAGACAUCAGGUCCACCUUGACCUUGCGGUCAUGCCUGUAUCAACGGAUGGGUACAGGUAUAUCCUGGAUGCGCGAGACAACUUGAGUGGGUUCGUGGAGGUGGUCGCUCUCAAGAAAAAGACAGAGAGAAGUGUAGCGGAUUGGAUAGAAGACUUAUGCUUGAGACAUCCCUUGAUCAGGAGGUUUAUAGCGGGCAAUGAGACAGAAUUUGUGAACCAAGAAGUGUUGAGAAUGCUUAAGAGGCUUUGCGUACCGAUCAAACUCAUCGAGCCAUAUCACCCGGAGGCCAAUGCACCUGUGGAAAGAGGGCACCAGACCUUAAAGAACACAAUUGCAAAGCUCGCGGCGGACAAUUUGGGGAGUUGGCCUAGGUAUCUUAAGCACAUUGUCUUCUCAGAGAACAUGAUACCAAAGAGGACAACGAGAUGUAUCCUAGCGGAACUUUGGUACGGAAGAGAGAUCGAUUUUUCCAUGGAGGCCUUGAUACCAACCUGGAACAGGUUAGAUGACGAUCCGCAUAUGACCACGGAGGAAUUGACUGAGGCAAGAUGCCAACAAGUUCUUAGGAACGAGGAGGUCAUGGAAGACAUCGCCAACCGGGUACUAGACAGCAAAAUGAGGGACAAAGCAAGGUGGGAGCAGGUUAAGAAUGUCAGAAAGGAGCCACUUCAGGUGGGGGGGACAGUAUUGCUAAGGAAAUCGGCACUAGAAAGUACUUGGUCUGGACAACUGGGGAGAAGGUUCAAAGGCCCCUACCGGGUCGUUAAGCGGGUGGGACUGAACACCUUCGAACUGGAGGAUUUGGAUGGAGCCAGAUUGAAAGGACCCUUCCCGAGGCAACGAUUGGUCAGGUUUCUAAGUCGGGACCCAGUGGAACAAUGGCUUCAGGAGGCCGAGGAUAAGGAAAUUAAGGGGCUACAAGCUAAGAACAGACAAACGGCCUUGCCCACACUAUGAUUUUGUCUUUGACUGCGUCUGUGGGACUGUCAUUUUUUGGGGGGGUUGGGGCAAUGGUUUGGACUGA
Chara braunii is the source of this 2613-nucleotide messenger RNA. The record is from the annotation of a GenBank genome assembly. NCBI's taxonomy places the organism in Eukaryota, Viridiplantae, Streptophyta, Charophyceae, Charales, Characeae.